Messenger RNA from Colossoma macropomum (tambaqui), 891 nucleotides. Its product is annotated as leukotriene B4 receptor 1-like. Gene Ontology annotation, biological process: immune response; G protein-coupled receptor signaling pathway. The transcript has a single exon. NCBI's taxonomy places the organism in Eukaryota, Metazoa, Chordata, Actinopteri, Characiformes, Serrasalmidae. Gene Ontology annotation, cellular component: membrane. Bases 1 to 891 code for a protein of 296 amino acids. The record is from RefSeq and is a predicted model, not a curated record. Gene Ontology annotation, molecular function: G protein-coupled receptor activity.
AUGCAGCAGGUCAACUGUUCCAUUAGUUCCCAGCUCACUGAUGCCUUUCCUGUAUGUAUAGCCAGCAGCGCUGUUAUGGGAUUGUCCUUUGUGCUGGGGGUUCCUGGUAAUCUGUCAGUGCUGAGGACUCUCGUCCAACGCUUGAAGGAGAACAACUUCACUAUUAGACUGAUGCUGAGCCUGGCAAUAUCGGAUCUGCUGAAUCUCCUUCCCCUGCCGAUGUGGAUCUGGGCUCUUCUGCAUGACUGGAUCUUCGGCUCUGUUUCAUGCAAGAUCAUCUCCUACAUUGAAUACUGGUGUGUCUACUGUAGUGCACUGUGUGUGACUUUGAUGAGUGUUCAGAGAUACAUGCAGGUGCUCCAUCCUCAGAAAUGGGCUAAACUUGGAACCAGAGGAGAGAACGGCCUUUUGUGUGGAAUAUGGAUCCUGAGUGGAGUGUUGGCUUCAUAUGCUCCUGUUCAGCGUGACGUAGGAUGUGAUCAGUAUGGAUUCCAGUACUGCUACCAACACUUUAAGAAUAAGACAGAGCAAGUAGCUACUUUAGCCUUUGAAGUACUGCUUUUUGUGGCCACUUUCUUCUUGCUGGUUUUGUUCUACUUCUCUCUUUACAAAGGUGUUAAUGAGUCACCUUUCUUUAGCAGCAACAGAACGACGAAACUGGUGACGAGAAUCGUCGUGGCGUUCCUCACCUUCUUUAUUCUGAUUCCCAUCGCCAACGUCUUAUUUAUCAUUGCAGUGUUACUCAAUAAUCAACAUAUGUCCAAAACUGCAGACCUUUCAGGCGUAAUGGCUCGAGCUUUGGCAUUUCUGAACAGCUGUGUGAACCCUUUUCUCUACACAUUCUCUCUAAGAGGGCAGCAACGUAGCAAUCCUGUGAUGGAGAGCUCUUAG